This is a messenger RNA of Artibeus jamaicensis (Jamaican fruit-eating bat), 1118 nucleotides long. RefSeq names its product nitric oxide synthase interacting protein (gene NOSIP). The coding region runs from base 164 to 1081 and encodes 305 amino acids. NCBI's taxonomy places the organism in Eukaryota, Metazoa, Chordata, Mammalia, Chiroptera, Phyllostomidae. Gene Ontology annotation, cellular component: nucleus. The record is from RefSeq and is a predicted model, not a curated record. Gene Ontology annotation, molecular function: ubiquitin protein ligase activity. The transcript has 9 exons.
AAGUGGGCGGAAUUAAGAGAGAAAACAACGCUCCUUUCCGGGGUACGGGGAACAGUUGAAGAGUCAAGGAAGGAACAAGGAGUCGCUAGUGAGCUUCCCGCCCGGGGGCACAGAUCGGCUCCUGUGGCCACCAACGCCCUCCACCUGUCCCUCCUCCCCCAGGAUGACCCGUCACGGCAAGAACUGCACGGCGGGGGCGGUCUACACCUACCACGAGAAGAAGAAGGACACAGCGGCCUCAGGCUACGGGACCCAGAACAUCCGACUGAGCCGGGACGCCGUCAAGGACUUUGACUGCUGCUGCCUGUCUCUGCAGCCCUGCCACGACCCCGUCGUCACCCCAGAUGGCUACCUGUAUGAGCGCGAGGCGAUCCUGGAGUACAUUUUACACCAGAAGAAGGAGAUCGCCCGGCAGAUGAAGGCCUACGAGAAGCAGCGCAGCGCGCGGCGGGAGGAGCGCAAAGAGCUGCAGCUGGCCGCGUCGCAGGACCAGGUGCGGGGCUUCCUGGAGAAGGAGGCGGCCAUCGUGAGCCGGCCCCUCAACCCCUUCACGUCCAAGGCCGCCUCGGGGAAUGGCUCAGAUGAUGCCCCGCCAGGUCUCAGUGCCGGCCCCACAGUCAAGGACAAGGACAAGGACAAGGACAAAAUGCUGCCCAGCUUCUGGAUCCCGUCGCUGACGCCCGAGGCCAAAGCCACCAAGCUGGAGAAGCCGUCACGCACCGUGACCUGCCCCAUGUCCGGGAAGCCUCUGCGCAUGUCCGACCUGACGCCUGUGCGUUUCACGCCUCUGGACGGCUCCGUGGACCGCGUGGGGCUCAUUACGCGCAGUGAGCGCUACGUGUGCGCCGUGACCCGCGACAGCCUGAGCAAUGCCACGCCUUGCGCGGUAUUGCGGCCCUCUGGGGCCGUGGUCACCCUUGAAUGCGUGGAGAAGCUGAUUCGGAAGGACAUGGUGGACCCAGUGAACGGAGAGAAGCUCACAGACCGGGACAUAAUCGUACUGCAGCGGGGCGGCACGGGCUUUGCGGGCUCCGGAGUGAAGCUGCAGGCAGAGAAGUCGCGGCCGGUGAUGCAGGCCUGAGAGCCCAGAGAGAAAAUAAAGGGCUGGGAAGCCGCUG